Hydractinia symbiolongicarpus is the source of this 1782-nucleotide messenger RNA. Its product is annotated as vesicular inhibitory amino acid transporter-like. Gene Ontology annotation, cellular component: vacuolar membrane. The record is from RefSeq and is a predicted model, not a curated record. The coding region runs from base 21 to 1679 and encodes 552 amino acids. Gene Ontology annotation, molecular function: amino acid transmembrane transporter activity. The transcript is spliced from 2 exons. NCBI's taxonomy places the organism in Eukaryota, Metazoa, Cnidaria, Hydrozoa, Anthoathecata, Hydractiniidae. Gene Ontology annotation, biological process: amino acid transmembrane transport.
UUAUCAUAUUUCGUAUAUAAAUGACGUGUACAUUGCAAUUUUUAUUCAGUGUUCUUUUAAACAGAAGUUUGAAAGGGUUACACGUGAACAUGGAGGUGGACCUCGAGAAGGAACAUGAAGACCAUUUUUCCAGUGGCAGUUACGACCGAUCGUACGACCACAGUUUUGACCGUUCCGCUGACCAACACAGCUACAGACAUUCAAAGAGUUACAGCGUUAGCUUUGCGGUGAAUGAAAAGUCAUUGCUUCUUUCAAGUCAGAAACCAACUAAAUCAGACUACAAAAGUCAAGAAAAGAAUGAGAAAUUUAUUAAUGUUAGUGUCUACAAACGCGAGAAUCGCGGAACGUCAAUAACACAGUCCAUAGCAUAUUUAUCCCAUCUCAGUAGAAGUACUUACUUUGGUUUUGACAGCACUGCUUAUUCAGUUGCCAAAGAAAAAGAAGAAAUCUGGCAUUCAAAAACCUUGUCACUUAUCGACCAACCAUCACUAGAUCGUAAAACACCGAGUGCGAUAUACUUUUUUACAAUAUUAAACAUGGUCACAGGUUUAACGAUCUUCCCCAUGCCUUAUUACAUCUCUCGCUGCGGUAUCCCAAUGAUUCUUGUUUGCAUCGCAACAGGUGGUCUGUGUGUAUACACUACUAUUUUAAUCAACAGAUGCCAGUAUCAACAAUCGAAAGAUGGAAGCCGGAAACGAAUUUACACGAGUUACGUCGACUUAGGGAAGGCCACAAUUAGUUGGAAUGGUGAUAAAAUCAUGCAGAUUGUUGUGGGUAGUAAUGUUCUUGUCAAUAUCUAUCUUCUCAUAUUCUGUGCCCGCGUCACUGUUGAUUUGUUUCAAAGUGUUUUAAACCUUGACAUACGUAUUUGGAUGGCAAUAUGGAUGGGAAUCGUUUACCCGAUGUUUUUGAUACGCAAAAUGUCGAUUAUUGCCUGGUUUGGCUUCUUUGGGCUUCUGUUUUAUACAACUGCCUUCGGCAUAUCAAUCGCUGAAUUAAUUUUAGAAUUCAAAAACUUUGUGCCAGCCAACUUGUCUCCUAAAUUUGCUGUAAACGAUUUCUUUAUUGGAUAUGGGAUCGUAUUAAAUUCAUUCAGCUACCAUCUCGCGUUGCCUUCCCUGGAAGCCAGUAUGAAAUAUCCAACACAAUUUAACGUCCUUUCGUCAUCUGCGCUUGUCUUAAAUACUAUUUUAAAAGUGGCUUAUGGUGUAUUGGGUGCUUCUGUAUAUGGACUGGCAACACAGCCAUCAAUUCUCAGCAACUUCCAAGCAUCUGCUUUGAUCAUUGUUAUGAAUGCAAUGAUAGCUUUUAGCAUGUAUUCCUUUUUCCUGCCGUCUGCCUUCGUUGUGUUUGAUAUGAUGGACAGCGUAUUUUUGACUAAAUUUUCAACCAAAGGGAAAUGUCAUGAAUACGCGUGGCUGCUAAUGUCGAGGCUUCUUGUGGCUAUUUUUCUUCUAUUCGCCGCAGUUGUCAUUCCAAAGUUUGAAUUGGUAACAAGCUUUGUUGGUCAAAUUCGAGGCAGUGUCACAUCAAUUGUUUUGCCUAUAUACUUUUACUUAAAGCUAAAGAAAAGACACAUAACUACUUUUAGCAUUCUCGUGCAUUUGUUCUUGGUUAUCAUUGCAUGUCUACUGGCCGGUGUUGGAACUGUAUACAGUGUAAUUGGAAUGUUUAGCUAAAAAAAAAAAAGGUCAAAAACUUGUCGAUGUACUCUAAAGUACAAUGUUACCUUAUUUUAUCGCUAACAUAUGAUGUUUCAAGUUAUAACCAUUUAAAAAGAAA